Messenger RNA from Impatiens glandulifera, 2752 nucleotides. RefSeq names its product U-box domain-containing protein 5-like. Gene Ontology annotation, cellular component: nucleus; cytoplasm. The record is from RefSeq and is a predicted model, not a curated record. The transcript is spliced from 6 exons. Bases 399 to 2627 code for a protein of 742 amino acids. NCBI's taxonomy places the organism in Eukaryota, Viridiplantae, Streptophyta, Magnoliopsida, Ericales, Balsaminaceae. Gene Ontology annotation, molecular function: ubiquitin-protein transferase activity. Gene Ontology annotation, biological process: protein ubiquitination.
UGGUGCUUGUUUGGUAUAUCAACCUUUCUCUCUCCUACUUCCUUCUUCUGUCUUCUUCUUCUUCUUCCUAAAAUCAAAAAUGGAGAAUUUCAUAUUCUGGUCUUCAUCCCGCGUUCUCUCGGUUUUCUUGUGCGCUUCAUCUUCUUCUUCGUCAACGACCAUGAACUCAGUCUCCCUAAAUCUAUCAUAAAAAUAAGCUUGUAGCAGGACUUUUUUUUUUUAUCUUUUUUUUAUCUUUCUUGUGCAUAAUCUCCGUUUUAGCUUCCGAAAUUUUGAAGCUGAAUUCUGCUUGAGCUGCUGGAGUGGUUGGAUACUGUAUGAUAGGUUGUGGAUAGUUAGUUCAUCCUGCUCAAUUUGUUUAUCAUCAGAUGAAUAGAUGAUGACAUAACCCUUUCCAAAUGGGAUCUGAUAUUGCUGAAGAUAAAUUGGUAAUGCUUCCAAGUCCCAAUGACAUAAAGGUUCAUCGUGUGAUGUUGACCGAAUUACUAAGACAGCUGGUCAAGAUCACAAUCGUAUUUCCAAGAAUCGAAGCAUCACGACCUGGAUGCUCUGGAAUACAAGCUGUUACCACUUUAAGCAAAGGAAUUGAUAAAGCAAAGUUAUUAAUUCAAUAUUGUGCAGAAUCCAGUAAACUCUACUUGGCAUUAACGGGAGAUGCAAUACUACAAAGAUGUAAAAGAUCUAGAAACUUACUGGAACAGAGUUUGUACCAGAUUCAAAAUCUGGUUCCUGUAAUAUUAGCUGCUGAGAUAUCUGGCAUAAUAUCUGAUCUCAGGCGUAUUACUUUCAGCUUGGAUUCAUCUGAAGAAGAGGCUGGGAAUAUAUUGCGAGCCUUCCUCCAACAAUGCACGUCUAGAGAAAAUUCAAAUGAAAACUCUGCAAUUGAGACUAUACGGCUUGUUUCGCUGAAGCUGCGGAUUACAUCACAAAAGGAUGUAGUGACUGAGAGGAGAUCCAUAAAAAGGCUUUUCGAUAAACUCCGUGAUGAUGACAAGACGGGAAAAAAACAGAUCUUAGUCUAUCUUCUGAAUCUGCUAAAAAAUUAUGGUCAAUUAAUCAUCAGGGAGCCAGAUAAUGGCAUUUUGCCUUCUGAAGAACUGUUUUCCUACACAAACUCACAUAAUUACUCUACUGAAGACGAUAUGUUGAGUAGGACAGCCCCAUCUGAAGAAUUUAAAUGCCCGAUGUCUUUAAGAAUGAUGUACGACCCUGUUGUCAUUGCCUCAGGUGUGACGUUUGAGAGGUUUUGGAUACAGAGGUGGUUCGACGAAGGAAAUGGAACGUGUCCGAAAACGAAAAUGAAACUUGACCACUUCUCUUUGACCCCAAAUGUUACCAUGAAGGAUCAUAUAUCAAGCUGGUGUAUGGCAAAUGGGGUAACUGUUCCCGACCCUAGUGUGCAAUCCUCGGGAAAUUACUUGUCAGAUGCAUCUUUCACUUCGGUUGCCAGUUUGACCACUUCUUUGAAUGAUCUAUACCUCCCUGUUGAUACGAGCAACGUUUCUUUUGGAUCAUCAGAUGGAACAGAUGGAUGGGGAUUGAGAUCGACACCACAAAGGAAUUUAGAACCUCAAAGAUCUCAAUCAUCAAGUAAUCAGGAAAUGGACGAAGAGCUCUUAGCUAAUUUGGAUGCAUUACCCUGGGAUUUUCAGUGCCAGGUUGUUGAUGAUCUCAAGAUCCAACUAAAACGGGAUUUUAGACCUAAUCGUUCGUUGUCUUCAGAGAAUUUUGUUUAUCAACUUCUCGAGUUUCUGAAACAUGCGAAUGACUUGCAUGAUUGGAGAGCCCUGAGGAAUGGAGCUCAGCUGUUCUCGUCUUUUCUAAAAACAUGCAGGAACAGUUCUCCAUACUUCCAUGAAGAUGCGUACGAGCUUUUAGCGUCGCUUCUGAGCUCAGAUGUGAUCGAAGAAGGCCUGUCAAUAAUGGAGGUGUUAUCUCAACACGAAUAUCAUAUAAACAAGAUAGUUUCAUCGGGGUCAGUUGCAUCCGUACUUGGUCCGAUCCUUAAGAUACUCGGAACAGAUAUAAGCCAAUUUCAAGAUCAAGCUAUCGGGAUACUGUACAAUUUCUCCUUGUACAGCGAGGUCUGUUCUCGAAUUGUCCCAUCGGAAGUCGUCUCCAAAUUGGUUCCUUUCUUCGAAGACACCACAAUGGCAAGAUACUGUACGGGCAUCCUGAAAAACCUGUCGUACCGGGAAGAUGCGUUGAGUUGUAUCGUAGAAACUAACGGAUGCAUCGGCUUCAUGGCGAGGGUGCUGGACUACGGGGAUAGAGAGGUGCAGGAAAAUGCGGUAUCGGUUCUCCUUACUCUGUGUUCUCAUAGAUUGGAAUGCAGUCACUUGGUGAUGGACGAAGGGGUGAUUCCGGCAUUGGUGAAUAUUUCGGUAAAUGGGAACGAGAAAGGGAAGGUAAAGGCGCUGGAGUUGCUGCGAGUAUUGAGAGAUAUUGGAACAUCGGCCUCUAGUGAAAACCAGAGUCAGGUAGUGGUGCCAAAGCAAAAUCCAAAUCCUAUUCCCCCAAAAGACAAUGAAAGCAGCUAUAAUAAUAAAGAGAAGAAAUCUUCUGCUAGUAGAAGUAAAAUUUUCGGUAUAAGAUUGCCAAUAUUUUCAAAACCAAAGAAGAAAUAGCUAGGCUGCUUAGUUUUAGCUUGUCUGGUGUUGUGUUUUGAUAUGAAUUAUUUGUUUGUUUGUAGAAUUUAUUAUAACAAAAAUUGUAGAUUAUUAUAUUAAUGUAAAUGGUUUGUUUUGUUGGA